This is a messenger RNA of Porites lobata, 1275 nucleotides long. The record is from the annotation of a GenBank genome assembly. NCBI's taxonomy places the organism in Eukaryota, Metazoa, Cnidaria, Anthozoa, Scleractinia, Poritidae.
AUGCUAGCGAUAUAUGACUGGGUAGGUUCUUUGGACCUCCAUCCUGAACAUUUCAGCCUGCAUGCACAACCGGCUAUUACAAUAUCUCCGCAAGACAAAGCCGUGGAUUUCCAUAGUGUUGUAAUUUACGUAGAAACUUUAGAGCAACCAUUGCCAAUGUCGUUCACUUCUCCAGAAGUAAACUUCAAAGGUUUUGGGGCUGUAGGAGACAUCUCAAUCGCAGCAGUUACAGACGAGGUACCUCACCAACUUCUACAGGACGAGGAUCUGAGGUAAUCUUUGUAGUCCACCAACAAGCAUGUAAAUUUCUUCUUCAUAAAUACCGCUAAGACUAUUCAGUUUAAAAAGCUAUCGAUUCCUCACUGAUUUUUCACGUAUAUCCUGAGUAAUACUCGCGCGUGAACCAGCGUCAUUUUGGCGGGAAAACGUGGUACCCUUCGUCACUCUACUACGAGUCUCUAUAAAUACUGUAUAUUAUAAUUAUUAUAUUAUUAAAUACGUCGUGCUAAUCUGAUUUUCAUGUUUCCAGGAGUGAGUGAGAUAGUAAGUGCUUGAGCAAGCAAGCAAAUGAUGGAUUAAAUCAGCUACAUAACCAAAAGAGUAAAUCAGCCAUCGAAAGAACAAACAGAGAUAAUAUUUGAAAUAAGUAGAGCAUCCACAGAUAUAGCGAAUUAUAAAAGGCAUCCAAGUGGACUUAUUUAGUGUAUAAAUAAUGAUAUCUUGUCGAUCCUCUUUAAAACUUUACCUAUUAUUUUCCUAGCGAACCUGGGACUGCCUUUGAUGUUUCUGGCUUAUAUUCCCCAAGUCAGCCCUCGCAUCGUGGGAACUGCCGAGUUUGUGACGAAGCCCUUCAUGUGUUUGACCAGCUUGCACCAAGGAAUGGGUGAUCUGUGGUCAAACGUGAGCAAAGGAGAAAUUGCAUCACUGUACGAAAUGUCCAGACCAACAGCAGCCCGCAUCAUGGCUAAUUUGGCAUUAACUCCAGAAAACGCUAAAGAGGCACAAAUUUUUCGAUGGCUGGAACGCUAUCUCAAAGGAUCUAGCCACCAAAUGCUUGCCAAACUUCUCCGCUUCUGUACAGCUUCGGAUGUGUUACUUCCUGAUCACAGCAUUGCAGUGCAUACAGAAGUCAUGGCUCCCGUGGCAAUUCGCCCCAAAGCGUACACCUGCUUCCGCAGAUUAAUUCUGCCCAGAAACUACCGAUCAUAUUCACAAAUGCGAAACAACUUGGACUUUUAUCUUCGAGAUUGUAACAUCUGGGACCUGAAUGAUUAA